CCUAGUGAAAGGCAAAGGCGGAGUCUUAGGCUCCACCCCAUCUCCCGGUGUGAGUCGCGAGGCGUCCGCCUGGUUGUCCCCGCUCGCCGGUGGGACUGAAGACCCUUCGGGCGGCGGCGGCGCUGCAGGGAGGACCGAGACCCCAAGGAGUGUGCCUGCGACCCCCGCCCGGAGAAGAGCGAGGCACGCGCUCUGCGGGCAGCACCAGCUUCUGACCGCCGGCCCCGGGCGGGAGCUCUGGAGCUCCGAAGGACGGGCGAUCGGCCCCCGGAGGAGGACAGGGCAUCCGUCCCGGCAUGGCCGCGCCCGCCCGCCGUCUGUGUCACAUCGCUUUCCAUGUGCCGGAGGGCCAGCCCCUGGCCCGGGACCUGCACCGCCUCUUCGGCUUCCAGCCCGUGGCGGUGCGGGAGGCCGGCGGCUGGCGGCAGCUGGCCCUGCGCAGCGGAGACGCCGUCUUCCUCGUGAACGAAGGCGCGGGCCCCAGGGAGCCACUGUACGGCCUCGACCCGCAUCACUCGGUGUCCAGCGCCGCGAACCUGUGCUUCGACGUGGACGACGCGGGAGCGGCGCUGGCUGCUCGGAGCUGCCGCGUGCCCGUGCCGCCCGUCCGCGUGAGGGACGCGCAGGGCGCAGCCAGCUACGCAGUGGUCAGCUCCCCUGCGGGCAACCUCAGCCUGACGCUGCUGGAGCGGGCUGGCUACCGCGGACCCUUCCUGCCGGGCUUCAGACCCGUGCCCUCGGAGCCUGGCCCGGGUUGGGUCAGCCACGUGGACCACUUGACCUUGGCCUGCACCCCCGGCAGCUCCCCUGCGCUCACGCGCUGGUUCCACGACUGCCUAGGCUUCCAGCACUUGCCACUGAGCCCGGGUGAGGAUCCCGAGCUGGGCUUGCGAGUGGUGGCAGGCUCCGGGCGCGGGGGGCUGCGGCUCACCGCCCUGCAGGCCGGGCCGGACAACGCGGUCCCCACCCUCGUGCUUGCGGAAUCCCUGCCCGGGACCACCAGCAGACAAGACCAGGUGGAGCAGUUCCUGGCCCGGCACCAGGGGCCAGGCCUGCAGCACGUGGGGCUGUACACUCCCAAUAUCAUAGCCGCGGCCCAGGGGAUGGUGGUGGCCGGAGGACGGCUCCUGACUCCUCCGGAGGCUUACUACCAGCAGCCAGGCAAAGAGAAGCAGAUCUUAGCUGCAGGGCACAAGCCUAGCCUUCUGGCCCGACAGGGAAUUCUGCUAGAUGGCGACAAAGAGAAGUUUUUGCUACAGGUCUUCACCAAGUCCCUCUUUGCAGAGGACACCUUCUUCUUGGAGCUGAUUCAGAGACAGGGGGCCACAGGCUUUGGCCAGGACAACAUCCGGGCACUAUGGCAAUCAGUGCAAGAGGAAGCUGCCAGGACCCAGGAAACCUGAGACCGGCCAGAGCUGGGUGCAGCCACCUAUCCAGGUGCUCUGGAGAGUAUAGCCCAGGGCCCUUUGGAACUAAGACACACCCAGCCAAGCAAAAAAGGUUUGGCCUGGGGGUGCCAGGUGUGGUCUUUAUCCCAGCAGUAACUCCCAGCAGUUCUCUUACUGACCUCCAAAGAAGGGGUAUUUUUUUCAACUAUAGACUAUUUCUUACAUCCACACAUGUCGACA
Jaculus jaculus (lesser Egyptian jerboa) is the source of this 1628-nucleotide messenger RNA. RefSeq names its product 4-hydroxyphenylpyruvate dioxygenase-like protein. Gene Ontology annotation, biological process: aromatic amino acid metabolic process. Lineage: Eukaryota; Metazoa; Chordata; Mammalia; Rodentia; Dipodidae. The record is from RefSeq and is a predicted model, not a curated record. Gene Ontology annotation, molecular function: 4-hydroxyphenylpyruvate dioxygenase activity.